AUGGCAUUGUAUUUUCAUGAGUUUGUCUUAUUUGACGACAAUGGCUAUGUCGGUAACCCGUGUGACUAUGUGAUCUGUCGAAAUGGCGGUACGUGCGUUACACACAGCUCAAGUACAUCACCGCUGGGGUACAUAUGCAAGUGUCAGGGUUGCUACACAGGAACAUAUUGUGAGACAUAUAAAAACCCUUGCAGCGGUGUUGUAUGCAAAAAUUAUGGUACUUGUGAACUGACGACAUCCAAUGGCCAGUGUGGAUACAAGUGUAAAUGUCCAGCGUGCUAUUAUGGAACAUACUGUGAAAAUCAUCAAAACCCUUGUAGCGGUGUUGUAUGCAAAAAUUAUGGUACUUGUGAGCUGACAACGUCCAAUGGCCAGUGUGGAUACAAGUGUAAAUGUCCAGCGUGCUAUUACGGAAAAUACUGUGAAAAUUAUCAAAACCCUUGUAGCGGUGUUGUAUGCAAAAAUUAUGGUACUUGUGAACUGUCGACAUCCAAUGGCCAGUGUGGAUACAAGUAUAAAAACCCUUGUAGCGGUGUUGUAUGCAAAAAUUAUGGUACUUGUGAACUGACGACGUCCAAUGGCCAGUGUGGAUACAAGUGUAAAUGUCCAGCGUGCUAUUACGGAACAUACUGUGAAAAUUAUAAAAACCCUUGUAGCGGUGUUGUAUGCAAAAAUUAUGGUACUUGUGAACUGACGACAUCCAAUGGCCAGUGUGGAUACAAGUGUAAAUGUCCAGCGUGCUAUUACGGAACAUACUGUGAAAAUUAUAAAAACCCUUGUAGUGGAGUUGUAUGCAAAAAUUAUGGUACUUGUGAACUGACAACGUCCAAUAGCCAGUGUGGAUACAAGUGUAAAUGUCCAGCGUGCUAUUACGGAAAAUACUGUGAAAAUUAUCAAAACCCUUGUAGCGGUGUUGUAUGCAAAAAUUAUGGUACUUGUGAACUGUCGACAUCCAAUGGCCAGUGUGGAUACAAGUAUCAAGUUGAAUCGUUAGAUAUUUAA
Molecule: messenger RNA, 1002 nt
Organism: Anneissia japonica
Lineage: Eukaryota; Metazoa; Echinodermata; Crinoidea; Comatulida; Comatulidae
Product: neurogenic locus Notch protein-like
Exons: 10
Coding region: 1-1002 (333 amino acids)
Biological process (GO): heterophilic cell-cell adhesion; establishment or maintenance of epithelial cell apical/basal polarity
Cellular component (GO): protein-containing complex; plasma membrane
Source: RefSeq, a predicted model, not a curated record